Messenger RNA from Salvelinus namaycush (lake trout), 3520 nucleotides. RefSeq lists its product as uncharacterized. Gene Ontology annotation, cellular component: cytosol. Gene Ontology annotation, molecular function: protein binding. The record is from RefSeq and is a predicted model, not a curated record. Gene Ontology annotation, biological process: defense response to virus. The coding region runs from base 366 to 3218 and encodes 950 amino acids. NCBI's taxonomy places the organism in Eukaryota, Metazoa, Chordata, Actinopteri, Salmoniformes, Salmonidae. The transcript is spliced from 3 exons.
GCUAGCAAAUAGCUUAGCAUUAGCUCAUUAUAAUCAGUACAACCUUCAAAAAAGUAUUUUACACACAUCAUAGGUGUCCAUUACAAUAUAUGCAAUAAUCGGAAUGCAUUAUUUGUUACUAGUACUUGAAAACGUGAAUAAGACUGUAAAUACAUUAUGCUUCAUACAUACAUACUUCAUGCUACAGUAGAAACGACAACACGAUAUACAGAUAGGCUGAAAAAUUGCAAAAUAACUUUGGGUGAGCUGGAACACUAGCUCGAGCCCAGAGCAAAUGACUGGAAUCGAACGUUCGCCGAACCUCUUCGGACUGGAGUGACGCUUAGAAUUCAAUUUCGCCUAAAUGCGCCUCGGUCAAAGCAGAUAUGGAAGUCAAGCUGAAAGCACUUGAGUGUCACUUCACAUGGGGCAUAAAGAAGGCUGACAUUAAGGAACUGGACAGCAUCCCUGAAAAACUCCUGGAUCGAAUCAUGAGGUUUACCACGCCGAAAUACCAUGCCACAUAUUUCAACUUACUAGCGUUCCUGAGCCACCUGGAGGAAAAUAAUGUUAGUGCUCUUGAGUAUCUCCACAAGGCUGAGAGUGCAUUGAAGGACAGACAGGAUGAUACAGAGUUACUGGUGACCUAUGCUAACUUUGCAUGGGUUCACUAUCACUCAGGAAACCUUGAUGAUGUGGAUGCCUACAUUGGAAAGCUGGAAAUCAUCUAUAAGGGAAUUCCAAGUGCCUUAAAUAUUCAAGGCAGCUUACCUUCCGUACAUGGUGAGAAAGGUUGGAGUCUUCUCAGGUUUGGGGGAUUAUUUUAUAAGAGGGUAAAAGAGAGCUUCCAGAAAGCUCUUGAGGGGGAACCAGACAAUGCUUCUUUCAAUAUGGGCUAUGCCCUGGUCCUGUACAGGUUGGAGGGCAUGGUCAAGAAUAAGAUAGUGAGUUCAUUGAUGACUGCAGCUGCCAACCAGCUAAGGAAGGCCUUAUCCUUGGAGCCUGAUAACUCUGAACUUAUGGUCCUCCUAGCUCUGAAGCUUCAAAAAAAUCAAGAAAACAAACUUGAAUCCAUGAAACUCAUCAAAGAGGCUCUCAGGCUCUCUCCUGACGUGCCUCAUGUCCUGCGUUAUGUGGCCAAAUAUUUCAAAAAUGAGGGCUCCAUCAAUGAGUCCCUACAGGUUUUGGGGAAAGCUCUGGAACUGUCUCCAAACUCCCACUUCCUCCAUCACCAAAUCGGCCUGUGUCACAAACAGCAGCUCAUCCAGAUGUUCGAGCAGAAGAGGAAAGGGGGAGAGGUGAAAGCGAAGGUGGAGGUCUGCAUCUGUCACUUCUCCAGAGCCGUGGAGCUGAAGCCCUCCAACAUCCAUGCCAGGGUGAACCUGGCUGAGGCCUACGGGAACAACUACCAGCUGGAAGAGGCGAUGAAGAUCUUCACUGUCCUUUUAGAGGACAUGUCCCUCAGUGACUCAGACAAGCAGCACUGCUACACCGCCUUCGGCCUGUUUCUUUUCUACAAGAAGAGAGACGAGGAUGGCGCUGUGACACAGUUCAAAAAGGCCUACCAGAUUCCGAUUGAGAGUUGGGAGAGGAAGGAGGCUGGGAAGAGGCUGAAGCAGAUAGCAGAGAGGUGGCAGGAUAACAAGAAGCGAGUGGGUGUGUCCCCUGAGAUUUUGAUGACUGCAGGUGCCAAGCAGCUAAGGAAGGCCUUAUCCUUGGAGCCUGACAACUCUGAACUUAUGGUCCUCCUAGCUCUGAAACUUCAAAAAAAUCAAGAAAACAAAAUUGAGUCCUUGAAACUCACCAAAGAGGCCCUCAGGCUGUCACCUGACGUGCCUCAUGUACUGCGUUAUGUGGCCAAAUAUUUCAAAAAUGAGGGCUCCAUCAAUGAGUGCCUACAGGUUUUGGGGAAAGCUCUGGAACUGUCUCCAAACUCCCACUUCCUCCAUCACCAAAUCGGCCUGUGUCACAAACAGCAGCUCAUCCAGAUGUUCGAGCAGAAGAGGAAAGGGGGAGAGGUGAAAGUGGGCCAGAUAAAAGCAAAAGUGUUGGUCUGUAUCCGUCACUUCUCCAGAGCCGUGGAUCUGAAGCCCUCCAACAUCCACGCCAGGGUGAACCUGGCAGAGGCCUAUGGGAACAACUACCAGCUGGAAGAGGCGAUGAAGAUAUUCACUGUCCUUUUAGAGGACAAGUCCCUCAGUGACUCAGACAAGCAGCACUGCUACACCACCUUCGGCCUGUUUCUUUUCUACAAGAAGAGAGAUGAGGAUGGCGCUGUGACACAGUUCAAAAAGGCCUACCAGAUUCCGAUUGAGAGUUGGGAGAGGAAGGAGGCUGGGAAGAGGCUGAAGCAGAUAGCAGAGAGGUGGCAGGAUAACAAGAAGCGAGUGGGUGUGUCCUCUGAGAUUUUGAUGACUGCAGAUGCCAACCAGCUAAGGAAGGCCUUAUCCUUGGAGCCUGACAACUCUGAACUUAUGGUCCUCCUAGCUCUGAAACUUCAAAAAAAUCAAGAAAACAAAAUUGAGUCCUUGAAACUCACCAAAGAGGCCCUCAGGCUGUCACCUGACGUGCCUCAUGUACUGCGUUAUGUGGCCAAAUAUUUCAAAAAUGAGGGCUCCAUCAAUGAGUGCCUACAGGUUUUGGGGAAAGCUCUGGAACUGUCUCCAAACUCCCACUUCCUCCAUCACCAAAUCGGCCUGUGUCACAAACAGCAGCUCAUCCAGAUGUUCGAGCAGAAGAGGAAAGGGGGACAGAUAAAAGCGAAGGUGGAGGUCUGCAUCUGUCACUUCUCCAGAGCCGUGGAGCUGAAGCCCUCCAACAUCCAUGCCAGGGUGAACCUGGCUGAGGCCUACGGGAACAACUACCAGCUGGAAGAGGCGAUGAAGAUCUUCAUCAACCUAGUGAAAGAUGAAUCCCUCAAUGACUCUGACAAGCAGCACUGCUACACCAGCUUCGGCCUGUUUCUGUUCCACAAGAAGAAAGAUGAGGGCAGGGCUGUGACACAAUUCAAAAAGGCCUACCAGAUACAGAAUGAGAGUUGGGACAGGAAGGAGGCUGGGAAGAAGCUUAAGCAGAUAGCAGAGAGGUGCCAGACUAACAAGAGGAGAGUUGGCGAGGCCUCUGAGAUUUUGGCGUUCCUCGCCACUGAAGACAAAGAGGAGCCAAGGAGAGUCAAUGUGCACUCUCCAGACACAGAUGACCUUACAGAUGCCCUAGGCAAAGGAAUGAAACUCAAAUGAUAUAUUUUAUUGUAACACAACGCAUGGCUUACAUAAGAAUACUGCUACAAGCAUUUUAAUGGUUUUAAUCGUGGAGUAACAUUUACUUCAAGUUGCAUGUAUGCUUCUUAAGUUUGAUUUAGUGUAAGAAAUUGCAAAGAAAAUUUGAGUAAGAUUCUAUUACUUUUGUGAGAUUUUUUUUUAAUGUCUUUGGAUGUGUCCCCUAUAGCGUAGAUGAUUAGAUAUCUUCAUUGACUGUUAAACUGUUGCUUGACCUGACAUUAACAUUCUGAAGAGGUAAUAAAACACAGUACCAAAGUCUU